AUGGACGAGGAGGACUACUCUGAGAGUUCUGGUGAAUCCUCUGACGAAGACGAAUUGUUGCUUAGAGCGGAGCUUCGUGAACAGGAGCAUCGAGCUCUUAUUGAGUUAGAAAUUGCAGAGAAUGCGCCAGUGGCAUUUUGUGUGCGCACAAACGUGGAAUUUGAUGGCCUACUUAACGGCUUAGACGCCCCCAUCCCCACGAAGGUGGUCAGUUUUUGUGCGAAGGAAUUCCUGCAAAUCAAACGCCGUUUUGAUCAGAACUGGUGGAUCGGUAGGGUAGUGCGCGAGGACGCAUCCUUUGGGUUUCUUCCAAGCACCUCUAAGUUGGAGGCUUUGCGCCAUUCAAUGCAGGCAAAUCUCUCCCAAUUGCUGCUCUCUGAGGCUCUAACUGCUGCCGCCUCGAAUGGCCCAGGGAACACCAUGGGCGGAACGAGUGCCUUCGCGUCAGGCAAGGUAACAGGUCUUGGAGUGUCGCUGCCGGAUAUGGAGUCCGAGAAAACACCGACACAAGCCGUUUCGAACCUGACGACCACUCUCCCGUCUGCUUCCAAGAAAAAAACAUUCUUUCGAAAGGGGUUCACUGGACCACCAUAUGAACUUGUCCCGAAUGUCCGUCCCGUAGUCGUGGUUGGCCCCGCACUCAAGGGCUACGAAGUAACCGACAUGAUGCAAAAGGCUCUUUUCGAUUCCCUUAAGAAGUCCUUCGAAGAGCGAAUCGUGGUAACCCGCGUAACUAGCGAUAUCUCCGCUUGGAAGAGGCUUAGUGUGUUGAUUAAUAUGGACAAGAAAGCACUCAAAGAUCGCACACGUGGUCGUCAAAUUAUUACAGCCCUUGAGGUUCAACGUGAAAUCGAGCGAAUUUUCGACCUCGCUACUAAUAUGCAAUUAGUAGUUAUCGACAGUGACACCAUUAACCAUCCACAUCAGAUUGCGAAAUCUUGUCUUGCUCCAAUAAUGGUCUACAUUAAGAUCUCUAGCAUCCGUGUGCUACAGCGUCUUAUCAAAAAUCGGGGGAAAUCACAAAAGAAGCAAACCAAUUCACAAAUCGCUGCAGCCGAAAAGUUACUUCAGUGCGCAGAGGAGAGCUUCGACGUCGUUUUGGAGCAGAACAAUUUGGAGGGAGCAACGGAAGCCUUGUCGAACUAUCUGGAGUCCUACUUAAAGGCCAUUCACUAUAACGGGGACAAAGCCAAGGCGGAGCGUCAGCCUCCUCCCCACUUUAACUUAAGGCCAAACGAAUCGAGGGCUGUGCCCCCCAUGAUUCCAGGACGACCUGGUCUUAACAUUGCUUUUUCAGUAGCCGGCUCGGCAGGUUUUCAGCUACAGGAGAUGUCCGUUCUCGCGGGCGACCGACAUGCUGGCCACACUGGAACCGAAGGUGGUGGUGUGGGUGAAGAUGGUGCGGAGGAAGGAAAGGAGAAGAAAGACGACGACCACGAGGAAGGAGGAGGAGAUGUGUGUGACGGAGAAGAACACAAGGAGGCAGUUGGCCACGCGACUGAAAAGACUGACAAAACAACCAAGAGUGAGAUGGUUUCGACCACGAAAAUGUCAGAUUUACCGACAAAGGGACACAAGGCUGAUGGGAAGAAAGAGGGGGGUAUUCUCAAACGCGGCCCAGGGAAGAAGUCCAAGCACACCCUCGCAAACAUCAUCCCUGAUCGGGCCCACGCGAUUGCCCUGGCCGAGGCCGUGGUGAAGAAUGCCAAUGCGGCGGCGGCUGCAGCCACGAGGCUGGACGUGCCCGACGGUGCGACAAUCGGACUGCACCAGUCCCGCCAGGCAGCUCACAUUUAUGCUAGUCGCUCUUCGAGACAAGCAAAGCAACGCCAAGAGGAGUUGGAGGCUGCCCGCAAGCAGUCCGAAGAGGCUGCUCGAGCGGCAGCCGAGGCCAGAGCUGCCAGUGGGGCCCAGCGCCAGGAGAAGCGACGACGACAGCGCCUACUUGCUGAACAGGUCGCUGCGAAUCAUGCUGGAGUCAAGUUCGGCGAAGCCAGGAGCCACGGCGGUGACAGGGGUCCUGUGCUCGGGCGCAGCCUUCGAGGUCACAUGCCUCCGGAUGACGAGUCACAGAGUGCGCCAGGCAGCAAUCUACGCAGAAACACCUCCAGUGUUGCCACCACCACAUCCUCUGGAAGGGUGGCAAGACUGAACCAACCCAUCCCACUCAUCAUUCACCCCACCUCCGAGACUUGA
Molecule: messenger RNA, 2196 nt
Organism: Mesocestoides corti
Lineage: Eukaryota; Metazoa; Platyhelminthes; Cestoda; Cyclophyllidea; Mesocestoididae
Source: the annotation of a GenBank genome assembly